This is a messenger RNA of Clupea harengus (Atlantic herring), 1973 nucleotides long. It is a transcript of the gene ctss1, whose product is annotated as cathepsin S, ortholog 1. Gene Ontology annotation, biological process: proteolysis. NCBI's taxonomy places the organism in Eukaryota, Metazoa, Chordata, Actinopteri, Clupeiformes, Clupeidae. Gene Ontology annotation, molecular function: cysteine-type peptidase activity. The record is from RefSeq and is a predicted model, not a curated record.
GUGUGUGGUUUCUGAUACCGGGUUCUACGCGUGUUACAAUGUGACAUCAUUCAUAUAUUUUUUCACUCUGAUGUUUUCUUGUGACAUUUCAACUUAAGUAUUGUAGUAAUACUGUAGACGUUUGUAACAUUUAUGCCAGUGAUAUGCCUUGUUACUUAAGCACAUGUCUUACCUUAAGAAACAUUUCCUGGUAAAAGCUUUUAUUAAGCGUCAGAGCAGGUACACUGAAUAUAAACUAAACUAAAUGUUUACUGGAAUACUUUCUAUCAUAUGUUUAUGGAUUUAAUGUUUUUGCAUGUUGUUAGAAUCAUUGAGUGAAAGCAAAAGGGAACUAGACACAACACCUAAAAAUGACAGUUUGACAGUUGGCUAAGAAUUACCACAUCUUUUUUUGCAGCAAUAGAAGGGACUGAAGUUCAGACAGAUGCUAUCUACUGGCCUGACCCCUUAACUCACCUCAAGCAGAACUUCAUUUGAAUCAGAUCUCGUCAGUCUAAAAAUCAUUUCAUAAAGGAUCCCAAUUGAUCUGCUUCAGUUGUAAAGGUCCUGAAGAGAGGGAGGCCAAUCAAUCUCCUGCUGAACUCCAAGGAUGCUCCACUUUUGGAGCAUCUCUGUCUUUGCCUUGGAGGCUUUUUGCCACCUCUCCUGUGCCCUCAGCCUGAAUGGCACAUGGGACAUGUGGAAGGCUGAGCACAGCAAAGUGUACCCCAACCAGGCCGAGGAGGCCCAUAGAAAGUUGAUUUGGGAGAAGACCGCUCAAGAGGUGCUGAGACACAACCAGGAUGCCUCUCAAGGCCUACAUUCCUUCAUGUUAGGACUGAACCACCUUGCUGACUUGACCACAGAUGAAGCCAACAAAAUGCUGAGCUGUUUAAAGCCAGAGGACCCCUCCCUCCAUCGCAACAUGACUUUCACCCCACUGAUGGUUGGACCUCUUCCUGAGAAAGUGGACUGGGUCGAGAGGGGUCUGGUCAGUGCGGUGCAGAAUCAGGGAACAUGUGGUUCCUGCUGGGCAUUCAGUUCUGCGGGUGCUCUGGAGGCCCAGAUGAAGCACAGAACAGGCCAGCUGACUCCGCUUAGCCAACAGAACCUUGUGGACUGCAGCGUCGCCUAUGGCAACCACGGCUGCAGGGGUGGCUACCUGAGCAAGUCCUUCAUAUACGUCAUCCAAAACAAGGGCAUCGACUCUGCGGGGUUCUACCCUUAUGAGCAGAGGGAGGGCAAAUGUCGCUACUCCAUCAGAGGCAGGGCAGGGUAUUGUAUGGGUUUCCGGAUUCUUCCUGCAAGGAAUGAGAAGGCCUUGCAGCAGACAGUUGCCAAUAUUGGCCCAGUGUCAGUAGGAAUCAAUGCUAUGCUACCAUCCUUCCAUCACUACAGAGGAGGCAUAUACAGCGAUUCACAGUGCAACCCAAAGAUAACCAAUCAUGCUGUUCUGGUUGUGGGCUAUGGCACUGAAAAUGGACAGGACUACUGGCUGGUUAAGAACAGUUGGGGAACAGCCUGGGGAGAAAAGGGAUAUGUACGAAUGGCCCGCAACAAAAACCAGUGUGGAAUCUCUAACUUUGGCAUUUUCCCAAAAGUCUGAUGGUUUACUGUUGCCCUCCAAGACUUCCAUGUAAACUCCAUUAUGUAUUUUAUGAAAUAUUUUUUUCAGUUACUGUUUUUACAAUCUAUAAAUCUAAAAACUUAUUUGUAUUUUUUUUUAUUUUACACUUAACUCUCAGUAAACCACAUAAUAUGGCUAUCAGUGAUGUGUGGUGUGAUUUUUGUUUAUGAAAGUAGGCCUACAUACAGGAAUGCAGUUGCCUUAUUUUGAAUGUAAUUGUGCCGAUAAAUCGGUGUUAAACGUGCUUGGAUGGGGGAAAUGUGGUUAACAUGAUGCGUUUCGACAGGAAAACAAGUGACAGGUGGUUGUGAUCAGAUCUAGAUGAUAGUAGCUAUUAUCUAGCCUGGAUACCAGACCGAACUUAGCC